AUGUAUCUGCAGCGCCUCUCUGUUUUGGCGGCGAUAGCCAGCUUGGCGUCGGCCGGUGUGCCUCAUGAGCCUAGGCAUCAGGAGGGUCAAUGCAAGAAGACGACUGUUGCGAUUCUCGGUGGAGGAAUGUCUGGUAUUGCUGCCGCUCAAGCACUUUCCAAUGCCUCGAUUCAUGACUUUGCCAUCCUCGAAUACCGAGAUACCAUCGGUGGUCGGGCUUGGCAUGUGCCCUUUGGCAAGGACAAGAACGGCAAGCCCUACACCAUUGAGAUGGGUUGCAACUGGGUGCAAGGACUUGGCAACCCUGGUGGUCCUCAGAACCCCGUUUGGACUUUGGCCCAGGAUUACCACCUGAAGACCCAUUACUCCGACUACAGCAAUUUCUCCACCUUCAAUGCGGAUGGGUACUCCGACUAUAUGCACCUGCAAGAUGCUUAUGACAAGGCCUAUGAUAUUGCCAACAAGGAAGCCGGUGUCAUCCUCUCUCAAAACCUCCAAGAUCAAACUGCCCAGACUGGACUUGCUAUGGGUGGCUGGUUCCCCGACAAGCAUGAUAUGGAGGCCCAAGCCAUUGAAUGGUGGAACUGGGAUUUCGAGGACAACUACAACCCACUGGAGAGCUCUUUCGUGUACGGCGUAGCAGGCACCAACUUGACCGAAAACGUGUUCAGCGAUCACGACAACUUCGUCAUCGAUCAGCGUGGCUUCAACACUAUUAUCAAGGGCAUGGCCUCGACAUUCCUGAAAAAGGACGAUCCACGUCUCCACCUGAAUACCCAGAUCACGGACAUUUCCUAUUCAGAGGAUGGCGUUACUAUCCACAACAAGGACGGGAGCUGUGUGACUGCUGCGUAUGCCAUUUGCACUUUCUCGCUGGGUGUCCUGCAGAGAAGUGUCUUGCACCAAGAUGCUGUCAAAUUCACGCCUGCUCUGCCGGCGUGGAAGCAGACUGCCAUCCAGAAGUUCAGCAUGGGAACCUACACCAAGAUCUUCAUGCAGUUCCCCAAAACCUGGUGGCCCACGAACACGCAAUAUUUCCUCUAUGCCGACCCCAGCCUUCGGGGCUGGUACCCUAUUUUCCAAUCUCUGUCCAUGCCCGACUUCCUGCCCGGAUCAAAUAUCAUGUUUGUGACCGUGACGAACGAGUUCGCCUGGCGGGUAGAGAAGCAGUCAGAUGAGCAAACCCAGAAGGAAGUCAUGGAAGUUCUUCGUAAGAUGUGGCCUGAUAUCGAAAUUCCUGAGCCGACUUCCUUCCUGUAUCCCCGCUGGAGCAUGGAACCCUGGGCUUAUGGAAGCUACUCCAACUGGCCACCAUCUACCACGCUGGAGGAGCACGAGAACCUGCGCGCUAACGCUGACCGACUCUGGUUCGCGGGCGAGGCCACCAGCCCUACGUAUUUUGGAUUCCUGCACGGCGCCUGGUUUGAGGGCAGGGAUGCUGGGCGGAAUAUUGCUGCCAUCCUGCAGCACCGCUGCGUGGAUGGUAACUCGACCAAACUGAGGGAAUGCGGCCCGAGGAAACACUACGAUGUCCUGCAUGGAACAUCUCCGUUGGCUGACUAUACGGCUGUGAAUGGGUGGACUGCAAACAGCUUCUAUGAUAACAAUACUGAUUAG
Penicillium lagena is the source of this 1617-nucleotide messenger RNA. RefSeq lists its product as uncharacterized. Bases 1 to 1617 code for a protein of 538 amino acids. Lineage: Eukaryota; Fungi; Ascomycota; Eurotiomycetes; Eurotiales; Aspergillaceae. Gene Ontology annotation, molecular function: oxidoreductase activity. The record is from RefSeq and is a predicted model, not a curated record. The transcript has 6 exons.